AUGGACAUUCCCACUGAUACUGUCAAGGAUCGUACAAGGCAUACCAGAGCUUACAAGAUUCCGGAUAUUGAUGUUUCGGGAUUGAUUGGUUUGAGUUCUCGGUUGGAAGGGGAGGACUAUCAACUGGUGCCAACACUCGAGGAAUUUUCUUACAUACUCAACAUCCGAAUCACUGAUGAUGUACCUUUCAUUCGAAUUCCCGAGGUUGUGAGAUUUGAAAAAAUAGCUGAAGCUCUUCACAUGGGUAUAAAGGAGGUGGAAAGAAAUUGGAAGUCAUCGGGCGGUGUUUCUGGUUUCUAUCUUUGCUUUUUGAUCAGUAGGGCUGAGGAUGCGGCGAAGAAGGAGCAGUGGGUUGAUUUUAGUCGUUUGCUUGCCAUCAUGAUUUAUGGUAUUGUCUUGUUCCCUUCAAGAGAGAAUUUUGUGAGUUUGGCGGCGAUUUGUGUCUUUAUGAACAAAAACCCCGUGCCAACGUUGCUUGCAGACGCUUAUUUUUCGAUCCAUUCGAGAAGUAAGAAGGGAGGAUAUGUUGUUGGUUCUUGUCUUCCGUUGUUGUAUCAGUGGUUCAUGUUGCAUUUGCCGGUGAGAGGACCUUUUGUGCUCAAGAAGAAUUCUCUUAAGUGGUCAGAUAGGAUUGUUAACCUCACAUCUUAUGACAUCAGGUGGAACUAUUGUGUGGGGAAGAUUUGGAACAUCAUCACUAGUUGCGGUCAAUAUCCCAACGUUCCUCUCAUGGGAACCAGAGGUUGCAUUAGUUACAAUCCCACCCUCUCCUAUCGUCAAUUGGGAUAUGCAAUGGAAAGGGCUCAGAAUGAUGUAGAAGCGUUUGAAUCAGUGUACUUUGCUGAUGGUAAAGAUUCUCUGGAGCUAGAGAAGAUAGCGUAUGCUUGGACCAAAGUUCACAAGAGAGAUCAGAAUACUUUGAGCAAGAAAGUUCCUAUUGCUAUGGGUCCUUACCGAAAGUGGGUUGAAGCAAGAGUGGCACAUCUGUUGUUGCCAUUUGCGAGGUCAUGUCCAUUGUAUGAGCAACCUCCCGUGGUUUUAUCUGAUACCGUUGCGGCUGAACUCUAUAUUCAAACUGAAGUGGACAACAUCAAACUAAGAGCAAAGGACAAUGAGGUUGGCUUGGAGAGGUAUUUUCAAGAUCGCGAAAAGGCGGAAUUGGCUCGUAAGCUCAAGCAUGCGCAAGGUGAAGGUUCAAGCAUGACACGUGCCCAAAGGCGAUCUCAUGACUUGAUGGAAGAAAGCUUGUACCGAAAACAACAGGAAUGUGCGAAGUUGCGAAGGUCCGAAAGCAAUAGCAAGAGAAAGAUGCAGGAUUCAGAACAACAGUUGAUGGAAGAGAAAGCCAAGUCAGCUCGACUUGAAGACGAACUAAGAAGACUCCGAGCCCAACGGAGAGGAGAUGGAGGAGUUCAUUCUGUUGUCAGACGAUCCUAG
Vicia villosa (hairy vetch) is the source of this 1437-nucleotide messenger RNA. RefSeq lists its product as uncharacterized. The transcript has 2 exons. The record is from RefSeq and is a predicted model, not a curated record. The coding region runs from base 1 to 1437 and encodes 478 amino acids. NCBI's taxonomy places the organism in Eukaryota, Viridiplantae, Streptophyta, Magnoliopsida, Fabales, Fabaceae.